Colletotrichum karsti is the source of this 1176-nucleotide messenger RNA. RefSeq lists its product as uncharacterized. NCBI's taxonomy places the organism in Eukaryota, Fungi, Ascomycota, Sordariomycetes, Glomerellales, Glomerellaceae. The record is from RefSeq and is a predicted model, not a curated record. The transcript has 2 exons. The coding region runs from base 1 to 1176 and encodes 391 amino acids.
AUGCUCACAACCCUCCCCUUCCUCCUCCUUCUGGCGACCCUCGCCGCAGCGCAAAGCCCGGUCAAAGACUGGGACCAAUGCUACUACGCCAAAGACUCACCCGCUCACCCGUCACUCGUCCCUUGCCUGCCCGAGAGCGACGGACUCGCCAAGCAAGACGGCGACAAGUACGCCAGCAGCUUCUGCUGCUUCGCCGGCGACAACUGCAUCGUCCAGGCCUGCUGGGACAACACUACGGGUGUUACGUACCAAUAUGGCUGCAACGAUCCCACAUACGAGCACAACAACUGCCCGCCGAAGGGCGGUCUCGACAUGGGAAAGUCGCCGUGGAUAGGCCUCGUCCGCUGCAACGACUCGGACAACGAGGGCUUCAACAAGUUCUGGGCCUGCAACCACCCCGACACCUGCGGCGAGAACUGCCCCGUCGACCCCAAGAACCCGCAAAAGACGCAGACCAAGUGGCCCGAGACGAUCCAGAACCUGCCCCCGCUCAAGAAGUACUGCGACGACCUCGGCACGCGCGUGCUCGCCUUCUACGCCUCGGUCGAGAUCAACUCCACCGGCGGCGUGCCCAUCAGCGUGCCGACCGCCGGGAAACUCUCGCCGACGUACCCGGCGCCUUUGGCCAACGACGCCACCCCGUCUUCCCUGACGCGCACCCAGUACGUGGGCACCGUGGAGACGAGCACCCCGUCGCCGACCAACUCGACGGAAGCAGCAGGGGCUGCGGCGGCGGCGGCGUUGAGUGGAGGGGCUAUUGCGGGCAUUGCGGUUGGAUCGACUUUGGGUGUUGUGGCUAUCAUCGCGGGAUUCUUUUUCAUGUGGCGCCGGCGUCGGGCUGGGACGAAGGGUCACCACGAUGUUGCGGCUCAUCCCACGGGAGACAAAGCUACCGCGUACCAUGGGGCAACAGGCCCAGCCGAGUUGGCGCCGCCGGAAGAGAAACGUUACCUCACUCAGCCAAACACACCUUCAACACUCUCGGAUGGAGCGGGCAUCCAUCGACCUGUGUCCGACAUGAGCACGAGCACCGCCGUACCCAGCCCAUUGGGCACGCCGAGAACGCCAAGUUCGCCAUAUUACCAACAGGGGCAAGGAGGAUAUGCUGAGCUGUCCGAGGACGCGAGGGUGGUCCACGAGAUGCCGGCGAUCAACGAGCGGUCUGAGAUGCCAUGA